AUGUUCUCCUCAUCCUCGUCCUCCGCAGCGAGGACCCCUGCACCGCCGUCGGCGCCGGCUCCGGCGUCGUCAACAAGCACCGCGACGACGUCCCAGCACCUCAGCGUCUCCAGCGCGGCGCGCCCGCAGCAGUCGCAGUCGAGCAACACCUCCGUCUCUGGGGGUCCUCUUGGCCCCGCGCCGCCGCAACAGCAGCAGCAGCUCCACCAGACGCUGCCCUCCGAGGACCAGCAGCAGCACAUCUCGGAGGCGCGCGCGGCGGUGGUGGCGUCCAUCGGGAACAUGCUCGACGGGGAGCUGCAGACGCGGGCGCGCAUGCUGCACUCCAACGCGGCGGCGCUGGACAAGCAGGAGCGCGACGUGGUCAAGGCGACGGACGCGCUGCGGAAGGAGAACGACAAGCUGGCCAAGUUCACCGUCGACGCGGCGCGGCGGGUGAAGGAGCUCGGGAACGUGCAGAACUGGGCCGAGGUGCUGGAGAGGGAUUUCCUGGUGCUGGAGGAGACGUUCCGGUUGGUUAGGGAGGGGAGCUGUGAGAGCUGCGGGAGUGGGAGUUGGAGUGGAAGCGGCAGCUGGAGCGGCAGCGAGGAUGGGGAUGUGAGGAUGGGAAAGGGCGAGGAGGGUAAGGGGAAGGGGAAGCAGGUUGAGGGGGCGAUGGAGCUGGAUGGGAGCCAUGAGAAUUGCUCCGAGGCGAGUCAGAGUGUUACUGAGGCCGGGUCGAGUAACGCCAAGGGGUCUGAGACGACUUCUAUCUCGACGCUUUGA
This is a messenger RNA of Colletotrichum siamense, 765 nucleotides long. RefSeq lists its product as uncharacterized. Lineage: Eukaryota; Fungi; Ascomycota; Sordariomycetes; Glomerellales; Glomerellaceae. Gene Ontology annotation, cellular component: BLOC-1 complex. The coding region runs from base 1 to 765 and encodes 254 amino acids. The record is from RefSeq and is a predicted model, not a curated record. Gene Ontology annotation, biological process: endosomal transport. The transcript has a single exon.